CACUUCCUGGACCCAUUAACGUUUAUAAAACCAAACAAACUUUUUAAUGUCUUUGCAGAGUGUCAUCACGGUCGCUAGUUACCGUUUCGUCGCGGUUGCUGGGAACAACCUAUUUUUCUUUUGUUUUGUUGAUUUGAGGUUUUAAAAAUGGAAAUGUGUUUUUUUUUCUCGGCUAUCUGCAACCCUACAUUAACUAGCUAGUAGAGGAGGUGUUGGCCCCCAGGUUUGUGUUUACAAAGAGAGAGAGACCGGGGGGGAGGAUGAAGAACAACCCGUUCGUUAUGGAGUAACUAGCUACCAGUAUCUAGUUUUAGGUGUGGACGGUACUACAGACAGAGAUAACAUUAAACCCAGCUAGUUAUGGCCAUGUCGUUGAUGCAGGCCUGCCGCACUUUAGCUCAAUCUACAUGGCUCCUGUCGUUUUGUUUCGUUCACCUCCUCUGUUUGGACGUUACCGUCGCCGAGAGAGAGGAAUGGUACACCGCCUUCGUUAAUAUCACCUACAUAGACCCGGUCACCUCUGAAGUCCGGACGGAGAAAGCAGAAUACGGUCGAUACGGGGAACACUCGCUUAAACGCGACGCAAAAGGAGUCGUGGUACUUCCUUCUCUCUCCCAGGAUAGACAAGCCUGUGAUCCCGGUACCCGGUUCGCUGUUCCGGUCCAGGGCAAUGCGUGGAUAGCCCUGAUUGCCAGGGGAAACUGCACAUUUAAAGACAAGAUACGACACGCAGCGAGCCAAAACGCCACGGCCAUCGUUAUAUUCAACGUUGGAUCCAGCAACUCCAAUGAUACAAUCACAAUGCCACAUUCAGGUAUGGGUGAUGUGGUCGCCAUCAUGAUCCCCGAGCCUAAAGGUCGUGAGGUCGCUGCUCUGCUAGAGCGGAACGUCACGGUAACCAUGCACAUCACCAUAGGAACGCGUAACCUCCAGAAGUACGUGAGCAGGACGUCGGUGGUGUUCGUCUCCAUCUCCUUCAUCAUCCUGAUGAUUAUCUCUCUGGCCUGGCUCGUCUUCUACUACAUACAGAGGUUCAGAUACGUCAACGCACGAGACCGCUACCAGAGGCGCCUGGGAGAUGCAGCUAAGAAGGCCAUCAGUAAACUGCAGGUCAGGACCAUCAGGAAAGGAGACGAGGAAACGGAGUCAGACUUUGAUAACUGUGCCGUGUGUAUCGAGGGCUACAAGCCCAACGAUGUGGUCAGGAUACUACCCUGCAGACAUCUGUUCCAUAAGAACUGUGUGGACCCAUGGCUGCUGGAUCACAGGACGUGUCCCAUGUGUAAGAUAGACAUCCUCAAAGCCCUGGGCAUCGCUUUAAAUACAGACUGUCUGGAUGACCUGCCCUUGGACUAUGAGAUGGUGGGGGGUGUGGUCCUGGAGGCUGUGGUAUCGGCGGGGUCCAGUGAGGGGACCCUCAGUGAGGGGGGGUCGGUGGUUCUAGACCCGGGGGUGCGGAGGGUGGGGCUCCCCCAAGACUACCACGACCCAGACCCUCUGAGGGAUAGUCCCAUUACUGUUACUACUGACACCCACACAG
Molecule: messenger RNA, 1540 nt
Organism: Salvelinus namaycush (lake trout)
Lineage: Eukaryota; Metazoa; Chordata; Actinopteri; Salmoniformes; Salmonidae
Product: RING finger protein 150-like
Exons: 5
Source: RefSeq, a predicted model, not a curated record